AUGCUGUAUGCGGUAAAUUAUGCUGGAUUUCAAGACAAUGGGCGAGAGUCUCUCGGUGUGAUUUGUGUCGUUCUCAACAUCGCCAGCAUCGGAGCACCGUUAUUUCAAAUCGGCGAGGUUAUUCGAACGAAAAACUCGGAAUCGUUACCACUUCCUUUGUGUUUGGCAUGCUUUCGCUGUCAGUUUACAAUGGUUGCUAUAUGGAGUACUUGUGAAAGACUACGUCAUACAGGAGGAAGCCGUCAUGCGGCGAUGCGCGCUUUCGUCAAGAAUUUCAUGCUUAGCAAGUGA
Ostertagia ostertagi is the source of this 291-nucleotide messenger RNA. NCBI's taxonomy places the organism in Eukaryota, Metazoa, Nematoda, Chromadorea, Rhabditida, Trichostrongylidae. The record is from the annotation of a GenBank genome assembly.